AUGUCUACGUUUUCAAUCGGAACACACUUGUCCAUGUUCCAACAUUUGGGGAAUUCAAGGCUUUCAUCAAUUCAAUCUUCGCCCACACAAUCCAAACCCUUCUUCACCACUUCUUCUUCUUCUUGUAGAACCAGAUUCGGAGUUCCCAAUCCCAAGUUACUCCGUAAUAAUGUAUUGGCACGCGCUGAAGAUAAAGCCAGAGAUUCUAACUCUUCAUUUCAGCCUCCACAAAGUUCACAACAGCAGUACCAGGAUUUGACAUCAGAAUCUGGAACUUGUGAUCCCUUAUGUUCAGUUGAUGAAACAAGCUCGCAAGAUUUCGAAGACAACUACCAGCCCAAGACUGAUUUGCUCAAAGCAGUUGCGAUAUUUGCGGCGGCUGCAACUGGGACAGUAGCAAUUAACCAUUCUUGGGUGGCUGCUAAUCAGGAUCUUGCUAUGGCAUUGCUAUUUGUAAUAGGAUAUGCAGGCAUCAUAUUUGAAGAGUCUCUAGCUUUCAACAAAAGCGGAGUAGGGCUAAUAAUGGCUGUAAGCUUAUGGGUGAUACGGAGUAUUGGGGCUCCAUCAACUGAAAUAGCUGUUUCGGAGCUAUCACACGCAUCUGCUGAAGUCAGUGAAAUAGUGUUCUUCUUGCUUGGUGCAAUGACCAUUGUUGAGAUAGUUGAUGCUCAUCAAGGAUUUAAGAUAGUUACUGACAAUAUAAAAACCCGAAACCCGCGCCUUCUCCUUUGGGUGGUUGGAUUUAUUACAUUUUUUCUCAGUUCAGUUCUGGACAACCUUACAUCAACCAUAGUCAUGGUUUCUCUGUUGCGGAAAUUAGUACCUCCAUCAGAGUAUCGAAAGAUUCUUGGAGCUGUUGUUGUAAUAGCCGCAAACGCCGGUGGUGCAUGGACUCCUAUUGGUGAUGUUACUACUACUAUGCUAUGGAUACAUGGCCAGAUAACUACAGUGCAAACAAUGAAGGGUUUGUUUUUGCCUUCAGCCAUUUCUCUAGCCGUGCCACUGGCCCUAAUGUCAUUGACAAGUGAAGCUAAUGAGAAGGGGCCGGAAUCUCCCACUCUCCUGUCAUCUGAACAGAUGGCUCCUCGAGGAAAGCUUGUUUUCUCGGUGGGUUUAGGUGCUUUGAUUUUUGUCCCCGUGUUCAAGGCCGUCACAGGUUUGCCUCCGUACAUGGGGAUGCUGCUUGGACUCGGCGUGCUUUGGAUCCUUACCGAUGCUAUUCAUUAUGGUGAAUCUGAAAAGAGACAGAAGCUUAAAGUCCCACAGGCUCUAUCAAGGAUCGACACUCAAGGAGCGCUAUUCUUUCUUGGAAUUCUAUUAUCUGUUAGCAGUCUGGAGGCAGCCGGAGUUCUCCGGGAAAUAGCAAAUUACCUUGACGCUCAUGUCCAAAAUAGUGAACUAAUCGCAAGUGCUAUUGGAGUCAUAUCUGCAAUCAUAGACAAUGUUCCAUUGGUUGCUGCAACAAUGGGAAUGUACGACGUCACUUCUUUCCCUCAAGAUUCUGAGUUCUGGCAAUUGGUUGCAUUUUGUGCUGGUACCGGUGGAUCCAUGUUAGUUAUUGGCUCAGCUGCUGGAGUCGCAUUCAUGGGGAUGGAAAAAGUGGAUUUCUUUUGGUACUUUAAAAAGGUUAGUGGAUUUGCUUUUGCAGGCUAUGCUGCCGGGAUCGCUACAUAUCUAGCCCUUCAUAACCUCAACAUCUCCUUACCAACAACUCUAGCGGAGGUUCCUUUUCUCUCUGGUUCUUAA
Messenger RNA from Vicia faba (fava bean), 1746 nucleotides. NCBI's taxonomy places the organism in Eukaryota, Viridiplantae, Streptophyta, Magnoliopsida, Fabales, Fabaceae. The record is from the annotation of a GenBank genome assembly.